AUCACACUGGUUGGUCGUCGUCGGCUGUUCCCGUUUCCAUUGACAGAAAGGACGUCACUACUCAGAAGAAGUGGAACUAUCCUAAAACCUAUAUAUAUAUACAUAUAUAUAUUGCUAACCAGGAAUAAUGUGGUACAGUGGUGGAAGUGUUAGUUUCAUUUGUCAGGGUGAUCCGUGACAUAAUUUUCAAUGUCAGAUGACAAUUGUCAUCGAGAAUGACAAAAUAAGAACGAUAAUGCGUUGUUAAAUGUGAAAAGAAAAGAAUAACAUACACGCACACAUUCGUUAUAGGGCAAAAAAAAAAAAAGAAGACGUGAACAUAUUCUGUUUGUUGCGCUUAUCAAAAAAAAAAGAAGGAAAAAAAAACGACAGGAUUAUGAUGAGAUAACAAUUGCAGAAUGAGGUACAGAAGCAGAGACCUUUUCGGUUAUGCAGUCUUUACCCUGAUUCUGCAACUUAAAGGCUGUGUCGAAUGCAGUGCUUCAUGUAAGGAUUCGCAGGGACGUUCUUAUGAAACUGGUUUUCAUUAUGUCCCUGGUCCUGAUCCUUGUACACUCUGUAUUUGCGACAAUGGCAAUCCAAAUAGGUGUAAAGCUAUUAUUUGUACACAGGAGACACUUCCUAAACAAGACUGCAGAUCAUUUAAAUUUGGUAACACAUGUUGCGAAUUCAUCUGUAUGGAUGAUACAUUGUCUUCCGGAUCGAAUGAAAAAACUGAAGGCGAUGGUACUGCAAUUUCAGAGGGCAAUGGAAAUUAUGACACUGGUUUACGUUUAGUUGCCAGUUGCAUUACAGCCGUUCUAUCAUUGAGUCUUCUAUUUUUUUUAAUUCACCGUCUACGACAACGAAAAAUAAGAGUUUGCGUAGCAGGACGACAAAAUCGACAAGUGUCAGAGGAUCAAAGAAGUUUGGGUAGUAUGGGCUAUUUAGAAAGAGGUGGUUUACAGCAUGGUGUUCCAAUGGAGGAUAUGCCAUGUGGUGGUACAUAUCCAUUAUGGAAACCACCGGGAAAUUAUUUCCCCCGCGGUGAAGCACCACCACCAUAUGAGGAAGCCGUUGCAGCAGCGCGUGCUGAACAAGUUUUACUUUCCACAAGUCCUCACGCUUUAUCGCCAUCAAAUUUCCCAAGUACUUAUCUAACAAGUCACAGCAGUAAUUCAAGUAUGGCACUUGUUAGCAAUAGUCAAAAUGGAUUACCCGCAAGUUCGCCGACACUUUCGUGCAACAAUAAUAAUGGUGCCAGUACAUCACCUUUGAUACCUACCUCAAAUAGACCCCUAAGUAGUCCGGGUGCCCAUUCAAAUUGCUAUCAACUAAGUCAAAGUGAAUCAGCAUCAACGGGCCUUUACGCUGGCACAUCAACAACAAGUUUCACCAUGGGUACAAAUACCUAUGAAAAUUUACCAGCCAACAAUAUCACACCGCAGAAUUCAGCUGUUUCGAGUAAUAUGCUACUUUUACCAAAUUCACAUUCAUCAGUUCCAAAGACUUAUCAACAACAACAUAAUCAUCAUCAUCAUCAUCAUCAACAUCAUCAUACGACUCUUCCGCGACAAGGUGGAGCAUUUACGAUAUCGGCAACAUUACCAAAUUCAGGUGCAUCGACACAUCGUACAAUUCCAAGAUCAUUGGCAACAACUGGCAGUCUCAGGCUUAGACGUGAAUUUAUGAUGCAUCAGCCAAUUGCACCACUUUUCGAUGCACCACCAAAGUGCACUUCACCGGAACGUUCGCCACGAUCAGCACCACCAUCACUGCCAAUUACCGAUAAUGCCAUUCGAUCGGACACACUUUAUGAGGAUGUCCUUGCGUCGAAGGCAACUGGCUCUCAAGCUGAGGGGAAACCACCUGAGAUCACACCUUUAAUGUGUAAUUAUAAGCCACCAUUGGCAGCGAGUAAUGACAUUAAUCAAGAUGGAAGUUUCGAUUCGGUGACGUGCACUUGCAGCAUGCAAGUUUUACCACCGUUACACGAUGAAGCCGAUGAUUAUCGUAGCGAGUGUGAAAAUUGCAAGAGUGCUACUGGUUCUCGAUAUUAUUUAGACAACGAGGAUGAAUUGGUGACAUCACCUCAUGAAACAAUGACGCUACAAAGAAGACCUGAAGAAACUGCCUCGAGUGCAACACCUCAAUAUUAUCGGACAUCACUCACACUUCCGACAAGUACUCGUCAACGAUCAAGGAGCGCUGGUACUCGAGGAAAUUGGUUUAGUUCAAUGCCAGAAAGCUCCACAGAAUCUUCAGAUGGUGAAUAAAAAAAAAACAAAAAUGAAUACCAUCAGUGAGAGGAUUAAUUCCAAAAAUGAAGAUUCACAAAACCUACCUGUAUGAUAUAUGUGAGUGCCAAAAAAAAAGAACUAAAAGUUACCAAAAUUAGUACCCGGCAUCGUUCUUAAACAGUCAUUUUUAGAAGCAAGAGGCAAACUUAAGCUUUCCAGUUUUCUAGCAGUAUUGCGAUUCAGGGUACUAUAUUGUAUCGAUUAAAAAAAAAAAUUGAGAUAGAUGUGCAGAAAGCAGGAACUCCACAAACAUCUUACUAAUCGAAUUUAUCUUCUUAAAGUCCUCUAAAUUAAAAAUUUUAUUCUUCCUUACAAUUUAACAAGUAAGCAAACUAAUAAAUUAUUAUAAUAAUUAUUUAUUAUAAUUAUUACAUUCUAAUUAUUAUAAUAUAUAAUUUUUUACACAAUAAUAUAAUUAUAUAUUAUAAUUAUUAUAUUCAAAUAAUAAUAAUUAUUAUUAUAUUAUUAAUCAUAAUAUUAUUUACAAAAAGAAUGAUAAUUGAAAAAAAAUUAAUUAUUUUUUCUAUAGAAAUUUUUAUUUUUUUAUAAUGUGUACAUAUAUAUAAAAGAAAACAAAGUCUCUUUCAUAUUAAAUAAUUUCUUUAAAUCACAAAUAAUUUUUACACGACGAAAGAUGUUUGUGAAAUGCCUAGUCAUUAUAUAAUAUUGGUCUUUUCGAUAUAGAGAGAAAAUACUAAUAUACAAUUUAUUUAAAAAAAAAAAAAAAAAAAAAAAAAAAGCGGAAAAAAAUAAAUUUCAAUCAACGAUUGGAAAGUAGAUAACGUUAAAAAGUUACCGAAUCGAAUAAAAAUGUAUCAAUACCAAAAAAAAAAAAAAUAUAUUAUUGAAAGAAAAAAAGAGAAAGAAAAAAAAAAGAAGAACCGAGCGUCUUUAUUGACGCGUGUACGUGAAAUCAGAUUUUAUCAUUUUCGAAUUAAAAUAAAAGUAGUUGUUAUAGGUAUAUAUAUAUAUAUUAGUAUUUAAUAGUGAGUGUUAGGAUAUCGAGAAAGUACAAUUUUUCAAAACGCGAAAAUCAUUUGCGAUUAUAUGGUGUUCAUCAAGACGUUAUCGUUAUUGAAAACUGAUUUUAUUAGAAAAAUAUUCUUUUUCUUUCGAAAAAGUAAAAGGAAAAAAAAAUUAAGAAGUUUAAAAGUGUAUAAUACUUAUAGAAAUCUUUUCAAAAUUCAGACUUGAAUUCUAUUUCAGUGAAUUUUUUUCACUUUUUUUAUUUUAAUAUACAAAGGUCAAUCUAUUAUAUUUCCACCAAAAUUGAGGCCUUUUCUAAAAAAAAAUUCUAUUUUUAAUAUUUUUGUAGAAAUAAUCGUAAAUAUUCUAAUAAUUCAUAUUUAACAAUGAUUUUCUAAAAUUUUACAUUAGAACAUUUAAUAUUAUUUCUACAAAAAUAUUAAAAUUUUAAAAAAAGGCCUCAACGGCUUUGAUCGAAAUAUAAUAGACUGACCCAGAAAGGCACUGGAAAAAAAAAUUAUUUCUUAUUUAUAAUAUUGCUCGACUAUUAUUUAGAAAAUAUUUUUUCGUUGCUAGUAAAUAUUUUUUAAUUAAGAUAAAUUUUUAAUAAAAUUUUUAUUUUAUUUAAUGUAAUUAAAACGAUCGUUCAUUUAUUUCAAAAAAUAUUUUUAAAUUAUUUAGUUUUUCCCAUUUGAUUACAUUUUAUUUUAUAAAAAAAUUAGUUAAACAAAAAACAUAUUUACUAAAUAAUAGUUGCGAUUAUUAUAAUUUAUAUUUUUAUAAUUAUAAUUUAUAUUUUUUAUUUUUAUAAUUUAUAAUUUUUUUCAUUUAUUGGAAAAAAAUUUUUAUUACUUUUCAUUUUUAACAAUAAAUUUCUGAGUUUUCUUUAAAAAAAAAAAAAGGAGUGAAAUUUUUCAAAUUAAUUUUGUGAAAUUGAGAAACUUUUUGAAAAAUAAAAAAACUUCCUUGGAAAUUUGACUAGAGUGAAAUAAUAAAAUCUUGAUACUUGUUUAUCAUCCUCUAUAAUUAUUAUAAAGCUAUUAAAAAAAGUGUAGCGUCUACAUCAUCUCUUUCCAAUCUAGAAAUCUUCUCUUGUGCACCUUAAAUAAAAAAAAUAAAAAUAAAAAUAAAAAAAUAAGCUAUUAAAUCGAUAUACUCUCACAACUAUCUAUAGUGGACUGUGAAAAUAAAUGGAUAAAUCAUUAUUCCGCAAAUGAGAAUUCAUCAGAUUUGCUUACGAUAAUUUAUUAAAAACAUUUAAGACUAAAAUAAUAUUUUUUAACUUUUAUAUUUUUUUAUUAAAUAUUUAGAAUUUCAUUUUAAUGAAAAAAAAAAAAAUUUUUAAAUUAAUCUAUUCUUAUUUUUUACUAUUCAUUUUACUUAAUUAUAUCUUUUAAUUCUUUUUUUAAAAAUAAAAUUUCAAUUUUGCAUUUAAUAUUUUUUAAUUUUAAUUCACUUAAUUAAAAUAAUCACAAUAUAUUGUAAAUAUUAAUUAAUUAUUUUCUUCUGAAAUUGAAAAAAAGUUCAUUAAUUUUGUAUAAAAAGAAACUUAUUUUUGUUAAUUGUAAUUUUUUUAAUUUUAUUAAAAUCUAAUUAACUUAAAGAAAUUUAAAAAAAAAAUUGUACUUACUUAUUUCUAGUUUAAAAUUAGCAUUUGUCUUUUCAGUGUCAUUCAAUAUUUAUAUAUAUAAAUGUGUUCGCGAGUUGAAUAAAGAGAAAUCGAUAAAACAAAUUUGAUGAAAGUCUCAAACGCAAUCCAGUGAAACGGGAACAAAUAAUGUAAACAAUAUUUAUUACUGUUUGCAAAUAAUUAUCAGUAUUAUUUAUUAUUUCAUUAUUAUUAUUAUUUUUUUUUUUUUUUUUUUUUUGAAUGAAAUCCUUAGCUUGAUAUUAUGAAAACACAAAAAAAAUGAGAAUAAUAAUUUAAAAAUGUUUUUUUAAGGUCCAAUUUAAAAAAAAAAAAAAUUAUCGACUCUGAGUUGUAAUUAAAGUAAGAUGAUGACAUUUUACAUGAAAGAAAGGCUGUUGUAUUAUCUUGUUGAUGCGAUAAAAUAGGGAAAAAAUUUUUUUUUUUAUUGUGGAAAAUAGAUCUGGUUUUUUUUGUAAUUGCCAUAAAAAGAAAAACAUUGGUUUUUGUCGUGUCAACUUGAUAUAUUGCUCAGUGGUUUAUAUUUUGUGAGACAGGCAUCGAUAAUAAUUAAAUGGAGAAAACAAAAGAAAGAAUAUAAUGAGAUGCAUGAUUAUUUUAUUUUUUUCCUAUUAUAGUAUGUGAAUUUAUUUUUGCAAUUUAUCUAUAUAAGGUACAUAUUUUUUUAAAAAAUUAUUUUAUUCUUUUAUUUUUAAUAUUUUUAUUAUUUCAUUUUUAAUAUUUAAAAAAUACUUUUUUACUUUUAUUAUUUUAUUUUUAAUAUUUUAAAAAUAUUUUCUUACUUUUGAUAUUUUAUUAAUAUUUUAAAACCUUUUGUAUUAAUAUUUUCAAAAUUAAAAAUAAAUUUACUUUUUAAGUUUUCUUUUAGAAGUUUGCAGCUUCAAAAAAAAAAAAAGAAAAAAAAACAAUAAAAUAAUCCAACAAAUUAUUUUCACACUGCUAAUUAUAUAUUAAUUUGGAGAAAAAAAAUUAUAAAAUUAAAUAAACAUGCAUCUCAAAAAUACAUGAAUUCUAUAAAAAAAAAAAAAUAUCAUUGUACAAAGUUUUUUCUGAUUGCAUUAUAAUAUUCUAAAGCUGAACUAUUGUUAUCAACUCUAUCACGUAAUGUUAUUAUAUAACUACGUAUUUAAGACAAGUGCUAUUUUCUUUCGAUUUUUAUAAACAUAUAUACAUAUAUAUAUAUUUAUAUUGUAAACGUUAAACGUCUAUUAUUAAUAUUAUUAUUAUUAUAUAUAUAUAUAUAUACAUUUCUCUAUAUGUUUAAAAAACAAAAACAAUCCAAGCUUUAAAUUAUCAUUUUAUAUUUCUAUUUGAUUGUAUUUCGUCUAAGAAAAAAUGUCAGCACAGUUAAACUAAUGACACAAAAAUUAAUAUUGAUUAUUAUUAACAUUUAGGAUAUUAAAAAAAAAAAAUUAGUUACUUAUUCUUACUCGCUCUUAGCAAAAAAAAAAAAUAAAAUAAAAAAUUUCGAUAAUUUUUAUUAAAAAAAAAAAAAUAAAACAAAAUAAAAAAAA
Leptopilina boulardi is the source of this 6407-nucleotide messenger RNA. RefSeq lists its product as uncharacterized. Gene Ontology annotation, cellular component: membrane. NCBI's taxonomy places the organism in Eukaryota, Metazoa, Arthropoda, Insecta, Hymenoptera, Figitidae. The transcript is spliced from 6 exons. The record is from RefSeq and is a predicted model, not a curated record. The coding region runs from base 399 to 2255 and encodes 618 amino acids.